ACAACUCCUCCUCCGAUCCACCUGCGCUAAUCCAUCAUACAUAUAAUAUAAUUUACGCGCGACGGCCCUCGAUCUGAUCUAUAUAUACACAUAUGGUUGCCGUCGGAGACAACAAGGACAAUGUUGUCCUCCCGGAAAUGAAGCUUGAAAAAAUGCUUAGCAUGAAAGGAGGCAAAGGAGAGGGCAGUUAUGUCAACAAUUGUGAGGCUCAGGCAAAACAUGCUCGAUCAAUGCUUCAUCUGCUGAAAGAAACCCUAGACUUGGUCCAACUGAGCCCGCCCGCGCCCGGCGUCCCCUUCGUCAUCGCCGAUCUGGGGUGCUCCUGCGGCAGCAACACCGUCUACGUCACCGACGUGAUCGUGAAGCACAUCGCCGGGCGCUACGAGUCCUCCGGCGAGGACCCGCCGGAGUUCUCAGCUUUCUUCUCCGACCUGCCCUCCAACGACUUCAACACACUGUUCCAGCUGCUGCCGCCUCUGGCCAACAGCGGCAUGGAGGAGUGCUUGGCGUCCGCCACCCAGCGCUCCUACUUCGCCGCCGGGGUGCCGGGGUCGUUCUACCGGCGCCUAUUCCCGCAGAAGUCUGUGGACGUGUUCUACUCGGCGUUUUCCCUGCACUGGCUGUCCCAGGUACCGGAAGCGGUGGCGGACAGGCAGUCGGCGGCGUACAACAAGGGGAAGAUCUUCAUCCACGGCGCGAAGGAGAGCACCGCGAAUGCGUACAAGAAGCAGUUCCAGAGCGACCUGGCGGUGUUCCUCAAGGCGAGGUCGCUGGAAAUGAAGGGCGGCGGGUCGAUGUUCUUGGUCUGCCUCGGCAGGACCUCCGUUGACCCCACUGACCAAGGUGGGGCCGGCCUUCUCUUCGGGACCCACUUCCAAGAUGCUUGGGAUGAUCUUGUCCAGGAGGGAUUAAUUACAAGCGAGAAAAGAGACAAAUUCAACAUUCCAGUAUACGCGCCGAGCCUGCAGGAUUUCAAGGAGGUGGUCGAAGCCGAGGGGUCGUUCGGCGUGAACAAGCUGCAAGUGUUCCGGGGAGGGAGCCCGCUGGUGGUGAGCCACCCGGAGGACCCGGGCGAGGUGGGCCGAGCCUUGGCGAACAGCUGCCGGAGCGUGAGCGGCGUGCUCGUCGACGCCCACAUCGGGGAGCAGCUCGGGGAGGAGCUCUUCUUGCGAGUGGCGCGCCGAGCCUCGAGCCACGCCACAGAGAUCUUGGAGCAGCUCCAGUUUUUCCACAUCGUGGCUUCUCUUUCUCUUGCGUCUCGUCGUCCAUCGUAGGCGGCCGGAUGGAUUAAUUAAUUACCCGGAGUAUUUAUUUAAUUGAUUAAUGUAAUGACGAUCGACGAGGAUUUAUUAUUAAUAAUAAUAAUGUGAUUUUUAAUGAAUGCAUGGAUUUAAUUAAUUAAUGACGUAAUUA
Messenger RNA from Cuscuta europaea, 1413 nucleotides. The record is from the annotation of a GenBank genome assembly. Lineage: Eukaryota; Viridiplantae; Streptophyta; Magnoliopsida; Solanales; Convolvulaceae.